Molecule: messenger RNA, 414 nt
Organism: Rangifer tarandus platyrhynchus (Svalbard reindeer)
Lineage: Eukaryota; Metazoa; Chordata; Mammalia; Artiodactyla; Cervidae
Source: the annotation of a GenBank genome assembly
AUGACAGAAGCAGCCACGGUAACAGCCGGCUCCAAGGCGGGCGAUGUUACAAACCAGAACCCCGGCCGGAGGGUGUGGCGUGAAGGGAGACUAUCUCCCAGAGACAGACCUGGUGUUCUGGCCUCUGACGACCCCGGUAAAGCCCCCAAUAGAAUCCACCGGCAAUCCCAAGAGGUCCUGAGCACCUCCACGCAACUGGAGGCUCCUGUUUUUGCGCCGGGUGUCACUGUAGCUCGUCUCCUACCAGCCUGCUCAUAUCUGCUUCUGUGUCCAGACCUAAGCCCAUGUGGGGACCUGGAAACAGAUGGCAGUGACAGGCAUGUCCAGUCUGCAGGCAGGCCCGGGGCAAUGGGGAGGUUUGCCAGUGACCAGGGUCACAGCUCCGUCUGCACAGGGGACACUGGCAUCUUCUGA